Molecule: messenger RNA, 1928 nt
Organism: Acipenser ruthenus (sterlet)
Lineage: Eukaryota; Metazoa; Chordata; Actinopteri; Acipenseriformes; Acipenseridae
Product: draxin-A
Exons: 7
Coding region: 168-1262 (364 amino acids)
Biological process (GO): Wnt signaling pathway; axon guidance
Cellular component (GO): extracellular region
Source: RefSeq, a predicted model, not a curated record
CCCCCUCCCACUCCCACUCCCACACACAGACCGACAGACGCGCACAUGCUGUCUGCGAACUCGGAUCUGGCAUCUUCAGCAUCACUCUGAAUCUGUGUGUCCCAGUCCGAUCAGACAUUUAACCCGAACAUUUACAAAUUAAAAAAAACAGCACCCCUUCGGAGAGGAUGGCUGCUCGUCCCUGGUGCCCAGCCCUGCUCCUCACCUUGCUGCUGGUGGGUGACUUCGCCCUGACGGACAGCGCCGAGCCCGGCUCUAGAAACAACAAGAGGGGCUCCUCCCAGCAGUUGACGGGCACUGCCAACUACCUCCAGAGCCCUGAGCUGUGGGCACAGCAGCCAGGGCACCACCGCAGACAGGGAGGCCGCAAGGACAAGGCCAGAGAGGUGCAGCAGCUGGGCCGUCCCGAGGAUGACGGACCGGGCCUGGAGGGGCUGACCCCAGUGAGGCUGGAGCAGGGGGAGAGGGAGAGUCGGCCCUCGGCCCUACAGGACGAGCACCACGGAGGGGAGUUCCAGGGGUUCGGGCUCCCCUUCCACGAGCCAGACAACCACCCGCCCAGUGCAGAGUCCACGCUGAAGGGCAGGAAGCAGCACAAGAAGCACAGGGGCAAGGACAAGGCCAGGCACGACAAAGGGCGCCUUGUGGAUCCAGAGCCGGGUUUGCUGUUCAAGCAGGUGGAGGUGUUUGAUGAGCCCCCCCCCUCGGAGAGUGCCUCCCCCUCCUCACCCCCUGCACCCCCCUCCUUCAGCACCAGCUACACCACCACCACCACCACCCUGGUGACCAUGGCAACGAGCCAGGAACCCCCUGCACCACCCCCCGCCGCUACACGACCAAAGAAACCCUCGCAGGGGCGUGUGAGGUCAGACGGUGAUGUCAUGCCAACGCUGGACAUGGCCCUCUUUGAUUGGACGGACUACGAGGACCUCAAACCAGCAUGGCCCUCCUCCAGGAAGAAAGACAAGCGGCGCAGUAAGAACCUCAGCAGCGGGAACGAGACUCUGGAGGGUGAGGCCGAAGCCGAACCAUGUGACCACCACCUCGACUGCCUGCCCGGGUCCUGCUGUGACCUCCGCCAGCACGUGUGCAAACCGCACAACCGCGGACUCAACAACAAGUGCUACGACGACUGCAUGUGUGAAGAAGGACUCCGGUGUUACGCCAAAUUCCACCGGAACAGGAGGGUGACACGGCGACGUGGCCGGUGCAUCGAUCCCGAGUCUGCCGACAACGACCAGGGCUCCUUCAUGACGGUCUGAGAGCAGGAGGGAGCAGUGAUGCUCCACGCCACACAUAUCCAGGCGUGCUAGAACAGCUGUCUCCACGCAAGGCCAACGCGACGUCAGCUGUUUCUAUAUUCAACGUAUCAGUUCUGCUUUAUCGUGGAUUUCUAGGGAUUUUUCUUUUUGUAAUAUAUAAUACUGUAUAUCGAAGAUUGUUACAUUGUACAAGGAUUUUGUCUUUUAUUAAAUGUGUUUUGUGUUCAGUUCAAGAUGCCAAAACUGCUGUGAAAUCACUGCCCUUUUUUUGUAUAAAGAAAACGAAUUUCAUUUCCAGGUGUUUUUUAUAAUUUUUUUUUUUUUUUUUAACAAUUCUGAAAUAUAGAAGAGAUGAAAACUGAGAUUUUAUUUAUUUAUUUAUUUAUUUGGGGGGGGGGGGGGGGGUUAUGUGUCGUAAACGACAGGCUGGUGAGCUUGUGUACAUAUACAGAAGGAUUGCCAUGGCCGAGUUCAAAUCAGCAUGAAGUUUUAACAUCUACUCUCAUGUAAUGGAAAUCAUUGAAUACUAAUGAAGUUGAGGGUUUGUAAUAAGUAAGACCCGGAGAGGGGUCUGGUGGAUGCUGUGAUGUUGUGACGUACUGCAUGCGUAUCUCCAAUGACUGUUAAUAAAGAGAGGACUACUAUCUAGUGCCUGUGAGACUGAAA